AUGGGCUGCCAGGAGGUGCAUGCUGUGACCCUGUUUGCGUUCGUCUGCGGUACGGCCUCCGUCUCGGGACUGUUUGCUGCCACUCUGCUUCCCCAAUGGAGACAGAUGAAGCUGUACACCUUCAACAGGAACGAGAAGAACCUGACAGUGAGCAUGGGAUUAUGGGUCAAGUGCACCCGCUUGGAGUGGAGCCGGGAGUGCAUGAUCUACGACCGGGACUGGUACGCCAGCGUGGACCAGCUUGACAUCCGCAUCCUGCAGUUCGCUCUUCCUUUCAGCAUUUUGACUGCUGCCUCAGGCCUCAUCCUGUGCCUGAUCGGGAUCUGUAACACUACCUUCACCACCAACAUGCCGAGUCUCAAGCUGGCCAAGUGCCUGGUCAACAGCGCCGGGUGCCACCUCGUGGCGGGCAUGUUGUUCUGCUUGGCGGGAGUGAUGAGUGUGACGCCAUCUGCCUGGGUGAUACUCUAUAACAGCAUUCUGAACAGCAAGUAUGGACCGUAUUUCACCUUCGAUAUCGCCGUCUUCGUGGCUAUCGGGAGCUCCGGCGGGAUGUUCUUCACGGCUGCGCUCCUCUUCGCGUGGUACUGUAACUGCAAAUCUCUGACGUCAUCGUAUUGGCAGCCAUUGUAUUCCCAUAUCCCCAAUAUGCCGAAUUAUAUCCCCCCAUCCUACUCCUCCCAGGCCCACAUGUCACCCAUUGAAAUAGAUUUUCCCGUCACGUACACCGUCUAG
Staurois parvus is the source of this 735-nucleotide messenger RNA. The record is from the annotation of a GenBank genome assembly. Lineage: Eukaryota; Metazoa; Chordata; Amphibia; Anura; Ranidae.